AUGGACAACUUCACCUCGGGAACCGCAUUCUUCCUCAUGGGGUUUUCUGAUGUUCGAGAGAUCCAGAUUUUACAUGCUGUCCUGUUUCUGAUAAUUUACCUGGCAGCCCUACUGGGGAAUCUUCUCAUCAUCACUCUCAUCACCAAGGAUCACCAGCUGCGCACCCCCAUGUACUACUUCCUGAAGAACUUGUCCUUUCUGGACCUCUGCCUCAUCUCCAUCACUGUCCCCAAAUCCAUCGCUAACUCUCUGACCAAUCACAACACCAUCUCCUUCCUGGGGUGUGUUUCACAGGUACUUUUCUUCUUCUUCUUGGCCUCCACAGAAGUUACUCUCCUCACAGUGAUGUCCUUUGACCGCUAUGCUGCCAUCUGCCACCCGCUCCGGUAUGAAAGCAUCAUGAGCCCCGGGGCCUGUGCGCAGAUGACCAUUUCCUCAUGGCUCAGCGGAGGUCUCAAUUCAAUUCUGCACACAGCUUCCACCUUCUCUGUACCCAUGUGUGGACCUCUUUUGGUUCGUCAGUUCUUCUGUGAUGUCCCUCAACUGCUUUCCCUUUCCUGUUCUUAUAAUAUUGGAGAAUUCACAGUCAUUGGGCUCAACUUUGUUUUAGAUAUUGUCUGUUUUGUGUUUAUUGAUAUUUCUUACAUUAACAUCUUCUCUACCGUCCUGAAGAUGCCAUCCAGAGAAGGCAGGACCAAAGCUUUCUCCACGUGCCUGCCUCACCUCAUUGUUGUGACUCUCUUUCUCUCUUUUGGGAUUUUUGCCUAUUUACGUCCCCUCCCCAAAUCUCCAUCAGUAUUUGACUUGCUAGUGUCCGUGUUCUAUACUGUGGUGCCACCCACUGUGAAUCCCCUCAUCUACAGUCUCAGAAAUAGGGAUAUGAAGGCUGCACUAAGGAAACUGCUAAUGAGCAGACAUUGUCCUUCAAAUUAG
Molecule: messenger RNA, 933 nt
Organism: Choloepus didactylus (southern two-toed sloth)
Lineage: Eukaryota; Metazoa; Chordata; Mammalia; Pilosa; Megalonychidae
Product: olfactory receptor 14A16-like
Exons: 1
Coding region: 1-933 (310 amino acids)
Biological process (GO): G protein-coupled receptor signaling pathway
Cellular component (GO): membrane
Molecular function (GO): G protein-coupled receptor activity; odorant binding; olfactory receptor activity
Source: RefSeq, a predicted model, not a curated record